Amblyraja radiata (thorny skate) is the source of this 1125-nucleotide messenger RNA. RefSeq names its product TAF11 RNA polymerase II, TATA box binding protein (TBP)-associated factor (gene taf11). Gene Ontology annotation, cellular component: nucleus; transcription factor TFIID complex. The record is from RefSeq and is a predicted model, not a curated record. The transcript has 4 exons. Lineage: Eukaryota; Metazoa; Chordata; Chondrichthyes; Rajiformes; Rajidae. Gene Ontology annotation, molecular function: RNA polymerase II general transcription initiation factor activity; protein heterodimerization activity. Gene Ontology annotation, biological process: transcription initiation at RNA polymerase II promoter; RNA polymerase II preinitiation complex assembly. Bases 30 to 674 code for a protein of 214 amino acids.
CAUCGGCCGGGCCCUGACGAAGCGUCUCCAUGGAGCUGGACAAGGAGCCGAAGUUUAAACCGGCUGCGCUGUCCCCGGCGGGACCCGCCGAGCCGCCGAUGGCCGGGGAAGUGGCGGGGACUCCGGCCGCCGCCUCGGGAAAAGCCGAGGCCUCGGUGGAAGAGGCGGGCCCGGCGGCGGGCGGCGGGAGCCAGGCCGAUGGGGAGAGCGCGGACAAAGCGGCCGAGCCGCGGGACGGUGGCGGCGGCGAGGAAGAGGAUGACGAGGAGCAGCAGGCCAAGAAACUGCAGGUCGAGCCGCCCCGGGACAAGAAGGACAAGAAGCAGAGAGUGGACGAAGAUGAAAUCCAGAAGAUGCAGAUCCUGGUUUCGUCAUUUUCAGAGGAGCAGUUAAAUCGCUAUGAGAUGUAUCGCCGCUCUGCUUUUCCCAAAGCUGCGAUUAAAAGGCUGAUUCAGUCAAUCACUGGCUGCUCAGUGUCGCAGAACGUAGUGAUUGCCAUGUCGGGUAUAUCAAAAGUCUUUGUGGGUGAAGUGAUGGAAGAAGCUCUCGAUGUCUGUGAUAAAUGGGGAGAAACACCACCAUUGCUGCCAAAACACAUGCGAGAAGCAGUACGACGGCUGAAAUUGCGCGGACAAAUCCCAAAUACAAAGUACAAGAAGGUGUCAUUCCAUUAACAAGAAACCAGCACAAGUGACUGUUUAGACUCUGAACCAAAACUGAACUCUGAACUAAGUGCAUCAGUGAGUUCAAUGUUGUCCUUUGUGAAUUGUGUUGAGUCUCCAACCAGGUUUGUAUUUUUUACAAAUUGAAGAUGUUCAGAUUCUGGGAGAAUAUAGAUCCUCUGAAGGAGAUUGAAGUUUUGCAAAUCUGUUUAAUUUGGUAAACCACAUAACAUCCACAUUUUUUGGUUUUACUGAAUGAGCAAAAACCCUUAUGAAAUGUUUUUGUCCAAUCAUGGGCGCUUUGCUCUACUUUGACAAGGCAGCUUGGUGGAGAGAUAUUAUUAUGAGACUACUUGACAUUCUGCUCCAGAAUUGCACAGCUAAAAAUUGUGAAUACUAUAUUCUGCAGAUACGACUAUAAAUAAAGCUUGGACAGUUCAGAUUAAAGUUUAUAUUAUGCAUU